Messenger RNA from Dentiscutata heterogama, 203 nucleotides. Lineage: Eukaryota; Fungi; Glomeromycota; Glomeromycetes; Diversisporales; Gigasporaceae. The record is from the annotation of a GenBank genome assembly.
AUACAAAACCUCAAUCCUCCUACUAACAAUAUACAAACUCUUGAACUCUUUCUCGACAAUAACCUUCUCGAAGACAAUAAUACCUUUCUUGAGGAAGAAUCUAACAAUGAACUAAUUUCAUCCCCCAACCUAUAUAAUCAAAGAUUUUCCACUAGAGCAUUUAAUAUAGACAACUACACUAAACCCAAUGCAUGCUACAAUAA